AUGCUUGGAAUGCAAUUCUUCUCCAGAGCAUUGUGUGUCGGAGGCCACGUUAGGUCUUUUUGUUUCUCACAAGUCCGGGGUCCGGUAAAAUUACGCUCAUUUGGCACAAACCUGGCAAAGAGAAAUUCUUCUUCAAGUAGUUUGACAGAAAAACAAGUGUGUAAUGGGACAGUUGCACCAAAGCCUAAAAGAAUUGUCGUAUCUAUUACAGGCGCUACAGGGAUAGCUCUCGGGGUGCGUAUCUUACAGAUAUUAAAAGAAUUAAAUGUUGAAACACAUCUUAUCAUUUCCAAGUGGGGAAUGGCAACGAUGAAGUAUGAAACUGAUUUUACUUUGGAAGAUUUACGUUCCAUUGCAACGCACACUUAUCCGGCUAAAAAUGUAGCGGCAGCUGUUUCUUCUGGAUCAUUCCUUCAUGAUGGUAUGAUAGUUGUUCCGUGCUCGAUGAAAACUUUAGCGGCUAUCAGAUGUGGAUAUACGGAAGAUUUGAUUGUAAGGGCAGCGGAUGUGACUCUCAAAGAGAAACGAAAACUUCUCGUUGUUCCUAGGGAGACUCCAUUGUCUGAAAUCCAUUUAGAAAAUAUGCUUUCUCUAGCGAGAAUGGGAGUUAUUAUCUUUCCACCUGUUCCUGCUUUUUAUACAAAACCUACUUCCCUGGAUGACAUUAUAGAACAAUCCUGCGGAAGAAUUUUGGACUGCUUUGGAAUUCAUACGAAUAAUUUUUCCCGAUGGGAUGGAUUUUAA
Molecule: messenger RNA, 744 nt
Organism: Zygosaccharomyces rouxii
Lineage: Eukaryota; Fungi; Ascomycota; Saccharomycetes; Saccharomycetales; Saccharomycetaceae
Gene: PAD1
Product: phenylacrylic acid decarboxylase PAD1
Exons: 1
Coding region: 1-744 (247 amino acids)
Molecular function (GO): carboxy-lyase activity
Source: RefSeq, a predicted model, not a curated record